This is a messenger RNA of Aspergillus glaucus CBS 516.65, 1515 nucleotides long. RefSeq lists its product as uncharacterized. The record is from RefSeq and is a predicted model, not a curated record. Gene Ontology annotation, molecular function: acyltransferase activity. The transcript has 5 exons. NCBI's taxonomy places the organism in Eukaryota, Fungi, Ascomycota, Eurotiomycetes, Eurotiales, Aspergillaceae. Bases 1 to 1515 code for a protein of 504 amino acids.
AUGCCAACCCCUAUUAUAAUCGGCGUAGCAAAUAUCAAAAACCGCACCGCCAAUGCCAAAGAGCCGGCCCAGUUGAUGCUCGAGGCCAUCCGCGAUGCCAUCCGCGAUGCCAUCCACGACGCGGGCCCUUCGGCAAAAGUCCUAACAUCCAGCAUUGACAGCCUCUCUGCCGUCCGCACCUGGACCUGGCCAUACGAUGAUCUGCCCACCCUGCUCGCUAAGCGACUCGGGGUCCAGCCAAAGCACACGCAUUAUCCGGAUUAUCACGGGGGUAAUCAACCCGCCAAAUUACUCGACGAGGCCGCGCUCCGGAUUGUAACUGGAAGGAGUAGGGUUGCUGUUAUCACCGGCGGGGAGGCACUGGAGUCGCUGAGCACAUGCAUGAAAAAUAAGUCGCCCCCGAAAUGGACACCCCCCUCGCAGGCCGUGGACAGCAUCUUCUCCCCGACAACAGCACGCGUGACUGAAGAUAACAUCGGUACUCGCCAUUCCGUCGGCGCCCCGAUUCACGUCUAUCCGUUGUAUGAGAAUGGAUUCCGGGCGUACCGGGGGCAGUCGAUCGCGGAUAACCAUGUUGAAUCGACCAAGCUGUACGCGCGGUUUAGCGAGGUGUCUGCUGAGCAUCCGUAUUCGUGGAAUUAUGGGAGGAAGGAUAGUGAGGAGGUUAUUGGGACUGUUUCCCCGAGAAAUCGGAUGAUUUGUUUUCCUUAUCCGCUGUUGAUGAACGCGUUUAAUACUGUCAAUCUGUCUGCUGCGUGUGUCCUCACUUCGGUCGAGUAUGCCCGCGAACUGGGAAUUCCGGAGAACAAAUGGAUAUAUCCUCGCGCCGGUGCUGGAUACCGCGAUGCUGAUCACUUCUGGAACCGUCCAAACUUCCACACCAGCCCGGCGAUCUCCAAGUCCUUGGACCACAGUCUUGCUUCGUCGGGGUUGACGGCAGCCGACAUCGACAUAUUCGACUUGUACUCGUGCUUCCCUAUCGUCCCGAAACUGGCCUGCCAUCAUCUCGGACUGCCAGUCGAUUCGCGCAAACCUAUUACCGUCCUUGGUGGAUUGACUUCGUUCGGUGGUGCUGGGAAUAACUAUUCCAUGCAUGCUAUCACCGAAAUAACCCGCCAACUGCGCUCUGGAAAAGGCCGGCAUGGUCUGGUCCUAGCUAACGGGGGUGUCCUCUCCUACCAACACGCCGUGUGUCUGUCGACUCUCCCUGGAGACGGCGCUUAUCCAAACGGUACUCGUGCCGUUGACGCCGACGCAACUCCAGCAGUAGACGAAACGGCCAGCGGAUCCGCCAUGAUCGAGACGUACACGGUCGAUUUCCACCGCGACAACACGCCGGCACGGGCGUAUAUCAUCGGUCGACUGGAGGAUGGACACCGCUUCGUAGCAAACCACGGCGACGGACAAACAUUGGCGCAAAUGGCAUCAUGGACAGAAGAACCAAUCGGCAGGACAGGAUUGGUGAAGACAGAGAACGGACGGAACUUAUUCUUUUUGCAGCGGGCCGCACUAUAG